Closterium sp. Naga37s-1 is the source of this 4647-nucleotide messenger RNA. The record is from the annotation of a GenBank genome assembly. Lineage: Eukaryota; Viridiplantae; Streptophyta; Zygnematophyceae; Desmidiales; Closteriaceae.
AUGUUCCCAGCCAUGGCCGUCAAUCCCAAGAUGCAGCCAUGUCUGGCGCAUGUGCGCAUAGUGCUAGGUCGUGUGUACUUCCGUUACGGAUCCUUCCUGGAAGAUACGCGCAAGCUCAAGCGAGUCAACCUGGCAGUCAAGAUGAUCCUCCAUGCCAUAAAUGCCUACGACCUCAGAUCACUGCGAGCAGAGCUAUUCAUAAACGCGUGUGACAAGCCAAUCAGUUUCGACAACUCGCUCUCCUCCGGCUGCUCCGGCUUCCCCGUCUUCAGCACGCAGUGGACCCCCGGCUCCACGGACAUUCUCUUUCCUGACCCCCUCGACCUCGCCUACUCCCCUCCCGUACACCCUGAGCACGUGCCCUGGGCCAAGAAGGAGGGCAAGGCGGUGUGGCGGGGCAGCGGGUUUGAGUUCCAACUGAAGCCCUACAACUGGGCCUCCAGCUUCCGCCUGCGCCUGCACCGAACCUCCGACUCUCGCCCGGACCUGCUCGACGCACGGAUUUCCAGCUUCGGCCCGAUAGACCUGGCCAAUCCUAAAGAGUUGCUUAGGAAGAACGGCUUUGUGUUGGGGGAGGAGUUGGAGGAGGGGGUGAAGGAGAGCGCGUUCAAGUACGUGGUCGUGGUGGAUGAGAUGGUGGGCUCUCGUGACACGUGUCGCGCUCUGAGUGGCCAGCAGGCCAUCAUUCGCCACCAGUCGGGCUUCAUGCAGUACUUUGAGCCGCUCAUGCUGCCUGGAGUACACUACAUCCCCGUUACACACAGCUUCACGGAUUUGGUGGCAGCGGUGGAGUGGAUGAGGCAGCACGACGAUGCAGUGCACACCAUGCUGCUCAACGCAAACGAGCUCGCCUCGCACGUGUGCACGUGGCAAAGCCGCGUCCACUACUGGGCCGUACUCCUCGCCAAGUACGCCGCUAGAGCCAUGGAAACCCCGCAAGCCGUUGUCGCACCGACCGUUUGCCAAGGCGGCAAGGCUGUUCUUUCCGCGGAAUGGGCGGGUGGGAACGUGACGAAGCCGAGUUGUAAGGUGGAUAUGACUAAGGUGAAGAAGGAGGUGAUGCAGCCAUGGAUAGCCAAGAGGGUUACUGAGCUGUUGGGGGUGGAGGAUGAAGUGUUGAUCAAUUUCAUCUACAGUCUGCUAGACGGCAAGAAGGUGGACGGCAAGCAGGUCCAGAUUCAGUUAACGGGGUUCAUGGAGCGCCACACGGCGCGCUUCAUGCGCGAGCUGUGGUGCCUGCUGCUCAGCGCGCAGGCCAACGUCAGCGGCAUUCCGCAGAAGUUCCUCGACGAAAAGGCGGAGGAGACGAGGAAGAAAAAGGAGGCGGAGCAGCGCAUACUCUCGGAGAUCGGGCGCAAGAGGGGGGUGCAGCAGGGCUCGUUGCUGGGCCCUGGCACUGCCGCUGCUUCCAUCCCGGGAGUGGACGUCGAGGCUGCGCGACGGAAGGCCGCGGAAGCAGCAGCGCGCCUCACAGCUGCCCUCUUGGGACAUCCUGCUCCCCCCACCGCUGCUGCGCCUGCUCCUGCUGCUGCACCCGCUGUUGCACCCGCUGUUGCUGCGCCCGCCGCGGUACCAGCGUCGGCUGACCCAGCCGCUACUGCUGCCGGCAACGCUGCCGUCGCCGCCGCCACGGCCGCUGCGGCUGCGUUCACGGCGCAGGCUGCUAAGCUGGCACAGGAGAAAGAGGCAGCCGCAGCAGCAGCAGCUGCUGCUGGCGGUGGUGGUGUUACAGGAGCAGAGGAUGGGAGGCCAGAUGGUGAAGGAGCCGCCGCUUCUGUUGCUGCUGAUCCUGCUGCUGCUGAUGAUGUUGAUGAUGAGGGAAAAGCGGAGCAGGAUCAGGCCCCCUUGCCUCCUCCCCCUCGAAACCGCUCCCCCACCCGCCGUCGCCAUCGCUCCCGCUCUUUCUCCCCCGAGCGCCGCUCCCGGUCCCCUCCCCGCCACCGCCGCUCCGCAUACCGCUCCCCCCGCCGCUCCCCCCCGCCGUCGUCCUACCGCAGCAGCCGCUACCGCUCCCCGCCUAGAAGCCGCGGGUACCAGCGCGACGGGCGGUCGCCGCCAGGGGACUAUCGGCGCAGAGGAGGGGGAUCCCGAUCACCCCCCCCGCGCCGUUCGUCCCGGCAAGAGGAGUCGUUUGCGCGGGGUGAGAGGGAUGGGGGGAGGGAUGGGGGGAGGGGUGGGGGGAGGGGUGGGGGGAGGGGUGGGGGCAGGGAUGGGGGGAGGGUUGGGGGCAGGGAUGAGGAAAUGCUGUCUCCUGGUGCUGACGAGAGUGAGGGUGAAGAGCCGAAUGGCGAUCUGGUUGCUUCUGAAAAGUCUGGUGGCAUGAGGGAGAGCGAGGGACGAAGGGGGAGGAGUAGGGUUGAGGAGGGGGAUGAGGAGGAGGGCAGGCGGGGUGCGAAUGGGGAGAGGAGGCAGGGUGAAAGGGGGAGGUAUGUCGCGCGUAGGGGGGAGGGGAGCGGUUACGACGCGCGUGCGCGUGAGAGGCGAGAUGAGGAGAGGGGCACAGGCAGGGGGGAGGGGCGCGGAGGGCGGAGAGCAGGGUACGAGGAUGAAAGGGGCGGGGAGUUGCGAGAGGGGCCAAGGGGUUUUAGCAGCAAGGGGCCUAGCGGGCCUCGCAACAAAGAGCUUAGCGGUAGGGAUGGACUAGGGGAGGAUUGGGAGGAGGAGCGGGGUGCUGGUGCUGGUGGUGAUGCAGGUGAUGCACGGGGUCCUGGUGGUAGGCAUGAUGAUGGAAGGGGUAGGAGGGAUGGGAGGGGCAAGGAGCAGGGCGAGGAGGAAGCUGGAGAGGAGGAUGAGGAGGAGGCAGGGGGGAGUCAGAGGCAGUCUCGCAGAUUUCUCUCUUCCCAAGAACCAUCUGCGUCUCCCCAAGAUGCUUCCCCUCCCUCCUCCGCCUCUCCCUCUCCCCGCCGUCCGACAAGGGAGGCUGGGGCACGAGGGGAUGGGAAGGGAGGACAGAUCGGUGGAGAGGGGUUUGGGAGGGUGGGGAGUGAGGAUUGGGAGGAGGAGGAGGAGGGGAUGAACACGCAGCACGCGGCGAUGCUGCUCAUGUUCUUCCUGCUCGGCUGCGCUCUUUUGAUCAGCGAAACCACCAGCCUGCUCCCCCUCCCCCUAGGCGCGUUCCACAUCCUAGCAGCGCUCGCAUUCUUCUGCGAGGGUCUUCUCUUCUCGCUGCACUCCACGGCGCACCACGGCCUGGAGCCGCGCUACCACAUGCUGCUCGCCAUCGCCAUCUCUGCGUGUGUCGUGUGUGCGCUGCUGGCCGCUGCCAGGCCGCACUCCUUCCUGCUCGAUGCGGUUGGCAGCGGCGCGAUUGUCUUGCAGGGGCUCUUGUUCUGGCAGACCGCCAUGUCCCUCUAUGGCCCCAUGGUCCCAGCAGGCUGCUACCUGGGUCCUGACACCGUGCACUGCGACUCCAAUGCAAGCGAGCAUCGAGCCAUGGCCCUCGCUGUGCUGCAAUUCAUCGCCCUCCUCGCCUGCACCCUCGUGCUCUCGCUCGUUUAUUAUGGCGCGGUUGCAAGCGCUGCUCCUCGGUCGUCUCUGGAUCUUAUCCAUGCAACUCAUGCUGUGGAAUGUGGAGAGGAGGGGGGAAAGGAUGGUUCUAGUCCGAGGGGGAGUGGUGGCAAGGGAGAGGUUGCGUUAGGGGCGCUUAGUGUGCAUGAGAAUGGCAAUAUGGGCACAGAUGCAGGAACGGUCGCGCUGAUUUUCGCUUCAUGGAACCUUUUCUGCGCCAUUCGCGCUUACCUCGCCGCGCCGCACGCGUACGUGGCGCGUGCGUGGCACCCGGUGCCGAUUCGCGGGCACUGGGUGCGGCUCGUGGUGUACGUACUUAUCUGCGGGGCGUUCGCGCAGCUCAUGGAGGGGCUCGUGCUGGGACUUCUGUCCGCGUUUGAGCAUAGAUUUGAAAUCAUUCAAUUCGAGCACGCCUUGCUCUUUGCUGUCUUCGUUAUUAUAGGGCUCAUCUUCUUUGUCCAUGACACAACCAGUCUCCUGCCUCUCCCACCAGGUUCCCUGCACGUCCUCUACGCCAUCGGCUUUUUCAGCGAGGCCAUUCUGACCACCUUCCACUCCAUCUCCCACAAGGGCCUCGAGCCCCGCUUCCACCUCUUCCAAGCACUCGCUGGCCUCAUCUGCUUCCUGCUCGCGCUCCUCGUCGCCGCCUUCCCCUCCUGCUUCCUCCUCGAUGCAAUGUUCCUCUCGGGGUUUCUCUUCCAAGGCCUCUGGCUCUGGACCAUGUCUCUGUUCCUCUAUGGAGUGCUCCACUUACCGGGUUGUCGCAAUGUGGAUUAUAAGAUGGUUAAGUGUGACACGGAAGCGGAGGAGCAUCUGGGUGUUGCGCUCGCAGGUAUUCUGUUUAUCGCCGUGCUCGUCGUUACCAUGCUCCUCGCCCUUGCUCUCUAUGCCAGGGCUGCUCGCAAUGCUCCCCGCUCAUCCAUAGACUACAUUCUUGCAUUGUCUCCUAACCUUAAGGCGUCUCACAAGGAAGCUGCUUUCGGGGGCGGGAUUGACUUAUAUGGGGAAAAAGAUGUGCAGGGUGAAGGAGCAGCAGCAGCAGUAGCAGCAACAGAGGGUCCUAACGUGCCCCUCACUCAUGCUGUUGUGAACGUGGAGAGUGAGAGUGCUGCAUUGCUAGGUGGCCAAGUUCAGAUGUGA